Clupea harengus (Atlantic herring) is the source of this 7233-nucleotide messenger RNA. RefSeq names its product tenascin Ca (gene tnca). Bases 800 to 6238 code for a protein of 1812 amino acids. Gene Ontology annotation, biological process: regulation of cell adhesion; neuron projection development. The transcript has 24 exons. The record is from RefSeq and is a predicted model, not a curated record. NCBI's taxonomy places the organism in Eukaryota, Metazoa, Chordata, Actinopteri, Clupeiformes, Clupeidae. Gene Ontology annotation, molecular function: protein binding.
CUCUCUCUCUCACUUGUGUCUUCACUAAUGCUCACUCACUUUCUCACGCCUGCUCACUCUCUCUCUCUUCCACUCCCUCUCCCACUCUCCGGCUCCUACACCACACUACUGAGAGUGCGAACAGGAACACAGGCAUCUCAUUUCAAGACGCAAGGAAAGAGCUUCAGAGGGAGGGAAAGUGGGAGGAGGAGGAGGGAGAAAGAGGGAGAGAGUGAGAGAGAAAGGAAGAAAGAAAUGAUGAGAGAGGAAGAAAGCAAGCAGGGCUAUAUAAGGACAGUCUGAAAACGCCAGGGUGUCUGACCAAAGGCUUUCCCCGUAUUAAAAGGAGGGGAACACUCUUAACCCUCCUCUCUUUCUUUCUCUCCAUCUCCCUCCCUCCCUCCCUCCCUCACUCACUCACAUCAAGUCCUACAGAGGAGGGUCUAAGGUGAGCUGAGCCCAGCAGGACUUGUGGAGUCAAAAGGAACCGAGACAGGGAGAGCAGGAAGACGCGCAGAGACAGAGAGAGAGAGAGAGAGAGAGCGAGAAGACAGGUACACAAAGAGGUUGAAAGCAAGCGUCUCCUGGAAGAUCAGCUCCUCUUUGUUCCUCACCUGGCUGCCGGGGCUCUGGGUUCAUUCAUUGAGUCGGCGUGCCGGUCUGCGUGCCGGUCUGCUGCCUCGGCGCACGCGGCCACAGGCAUCUGCGUGGAAGCAGCUGGUGCUCCGCCACAGACAUCCUGUCCAAGUCUUACUGGAUUUGUUCUAAAUCCUUAUUACCAGAAGCAAUCAAACAACUGAGGACAAAUUGACUUUGAAUAAUGAUGGGGACCAGCCGCCUGCUUCUAGGCGGUUUUGUCAUAGCUGUCCUACUGAGUUUAAGCGAUGCUGGUCUGGUGAAGAAAAUCCUCAGACAUCGGCGCGAAACACUGACGGGUCCCGGUGGGGACAACGUCACCCUUCCAAGCCCUCAUCAACCAGUGGUCUUCAACCACGUCUACAACAUCAACGUUCCUGCCAGUUCUAUGUGUUCUGUGGAUCUGGACUCUCCUGGAGGUAAGGAACUCGAGCAGAAGGAUGCCCCGGCCGGAACGCGCAUCACGGAGCACACUCUGGACGGGGAGAACCAGAUCGUCUUCACUCACCGCAUCAACAUCCCCAAGCAGGCCUGUGUCUGCAACGACGGGCUCCCGGAGCUCAAGAACCUGCUCAGUCGUCUGGAGAUGCUGGAGGGAGAGGUGUCCACCCUCAGGGAACAGUGCACCAGUGAGGCUGGCUGCUGUGGAGCCCAGGCCACGGGUAAUGUGGGUACGACGCCCUAUUGCAGUGGCCGUGGCAACUUCAGCUCUGAGGUCUGCAGUUGUGUUUGUGAGCCUGGCUGGAAGGGACCCAACUGCUCAGAGUCCGAGUGCCCAGAUGACUGCUCAGACCAGGGCCGCUGCGUUGACGGAAAGUGCGAGUGCUUCGAGGGCUACGGUGGGCAUAACUGCAGUCUGGAGUUCUGCCGCGUGGACUGUGGCAAGUAUGGCCAGUGCAUCGGUGGCGUCUGUGUCUGCACUGAAUGGUACUUUGGCGAGGAUUGCUCCCAGUCGGACUGCCUGAACAACUGCCUUGGCCGCGGGCAAUGUGUCGACGGUGACUGCAUCUGCGACGAGCCGUGGACAGGCUUCGACUGCUCAGAGCUUAUCUGCCCUAACGACUGCUACGACCGAGGCCGCUGCCACAAUGGCACGUGCGAGUGUGACGAGGGCUUCGCCGGCGAGGACUGUGGCACACGCACCUGCCCCAACAACUGCAUGGGCCGUGGCUUCUGCGUGGAUGGCCAGUGCGUGUGCAGCGCCGGCUACACGGGCGAGGACUGCUCGUCCCUCACCUGCCUGAAUGACUGCAACGACCGGGGCCAGUGCUUCAACGGUGUGUGCAUCUGCGAUACGGGCUACCAGGGCGAGGACUGCAGCCAGCUGGCCUGCCUCAACCACUGCAACAGCAGGGGCCAGUGCAUCAACGGACAGUGCCAGUGCGAUGCUGGCUUCCAGGGGGAGGACUGCUCGGAGCUGUCCUGCCCCAACGACUGCCGAAAUCGGGGCCGAUGUGUCAACGGGCAGUGCGUGUGUGACGAAGGCUUCGCCGGGGAGGACUGCAACGUCAAGACCUGCCCGUCCGACUGCUACGGACGAGGCGACUGUGUGGACGGCCGUUGCGUGUGCCACGCCGGGUUCACCGGCGAGGACUGCAGCGAGCUGAGCUGCCCCAACGACUGCCAGAACCGAGGGCGCUGCGUCUCCGGGCAGUGUGUGUGCGACGAGGGUUUCACUGCUGAAGACUGCAGCUUGAAAGCCUGCCCCAACGACUGUCUAGGCAGGGGCUACUGCGACGAUGGUCGGUGUGUCUGUCAGGAGGGCUUUGCCGGAGAGGACUGCUCUGUGCUCACCUGCCCUGCCAACUGCAACAACAGGGGGCGCUGUGUCAACGGCGCUUGCCAGUGCGAGACAGGCUUUGAAGGAGACGACUGUGGCCAGAGGAGCUGCCUGAACGACUGCAAAGGGGUCGGCCGCUGCAUAGACGGACAGUGUGUGUGCGACGAGGGCUACAUCGGAGAGGAUUGCUCAGAUGUGUCACCUCCCAAGGACCUGCUUGUGACUGAUGUGAACACCGAGUCGGUCAACCUCACCUGGUUCAACGAGAUGCUGGUGACAGAGUACCUGAUCACCUACGUCCCCACAGCGUCCGGUGGUCUACAGAUGGAAGUCACAGUACCAGGCGACCGCACUGCGGCCAACAUCGACGACCUCGAGCCUGGCAUCGAGUACAUGAUCAAAGUCUUCGCUGUCCUUAGCAACAAGAAGAGUGUUCCAGUCAGUGCACGCGUGGCUACCCAUCUCCCGCAGCCAGACGGCCUGAAGUUCAAGUCCAUCAGAGAGUCGUCUGUGGAGGUGCUAUGGGACCAGCUAGACUUCCCGUACGAUGGCUUGGAGCUCUCCUUCAGGAACACUAAAGAGGAAAAUGGGAAAAUCUUGAACGCUCUGAACCGGGGACAGACAAGCUUUGAGCAGGUCGGUCUCGGGCCCGGUCAGGAGUACGAGGUGUCCCUCGGGGUCGUGAAAAACAACACCAGGGGACCCCAGGCAACCCGGACUCUUGUGACAAUGCUUGACGCACCACGGAAGUGUGAGGUGCGUGACGUGACGGACACCUAUGCUGUCAUCUCCUGGUCCCCACCGGUGGCCCAGAUCGACGCCAUUGGCCUGUCCUUCGGCCCCUCCUCCGACCCCUCGGACAGGAAGUCAGUGGACCUGGCCCCCACAGACACGCAGCACACAGUCGAUGGGCUGGCUCCAGACACUGAGUAUGAGGUGACCCUGGUGUCCAAGAGAGGCGACAUGACAAGCGACCCCGCCUCUGAAACCUUUACCACAGACCUGGACGCCCCCAUAAAUCUGCAGGUGGUGGGUCAGACCGAUGGCACUGUGACCCUGGAGUGGACAAACAGCCGGGCUGACGUGGACCGCUACCGGGUCAAGUUCAGCCCUGUCUCUGGAACUUCCCACGGAGAGGACCUGUUCCCUGAAGGAUCAGGAAAUAAGACUGAGGCCACUAUCACAGGCCUGAAGCCAGGGACUGAGUAUGGAAUCGGUGUGACUGCUGUGAAGAACGAGAGGGAGAGUCUGCCAGCGACCGUCAACGCCGUGACCGACCUGGACCCGCCGAGGGACCUGGAGGUGACGGAGGCCACCGAGACCACAAUGACCUUGGGGUGGAAGAGGCCGAGGGCCAAGAUCGCCAAUUACAGGCUGCUGAUCGAGUCCGCAGCGGGCAGAGUAGACGAGGUAGAGGUGCCAGGCGAUGCCACCACCCACACCCUCACCAGUCUCACCCCGGGUAUGCGGUACAGUGUCACCCUGGUGGCGGAGCGUGGGCGCAAGAGGAGCGAGCCUGCCGUUACAUCUGCCUCCACAGAGGAGCGGAAGCCUCAGGUGGGGAACCUGACGGUGUCCGAUGUGUCCUGGGACAGCUUUAACGUGUCCUGGACCAUCGAGGAGGGCGAGUUUGAGGGCUUUGUCAUAGAGGUGGCCAACCUGGAGGGCGGCCCCGAGCGCCAGAACCUCACGCUCUCUGGCGACGCCCUCAGUCUGUUCAUGUCCGGGCUCAGUCCCAGCUCCACCUAUAUGAUCGCUCUCUAUGGGCUGCACAAUGGCAACCUCCUGGGCUCUGUGUAUACUGAAGCCACCACAGUGAAAGCCCCCGUGGUCGGCAAUCUGUAUGUGUCUAAUGUAACACACAAGAGCUUCUCAGUGUCCUGGAAUGGCACUGAGAGCGGAUUUGAGGGUUUCAUCCUGGAGGUCAUUGAUACCAGCUGGCUAAAGGAGCCGGUUGAACUAAACGUAUCCCACAAUACCAUGUCGUAUGACAUCAAAGGGCUCGAGCCCAGCACUGAUUAUAUUGCCUAUCUCUAUGGUGUUAUGAAAGGAAGGAGAACUCACGCUAUCAGUACUGUUGCAACCACAGAGGCCGAGCCAGAGAUUGAGCACCUCUUUGUAUCAGACGUCACCCCCGAGAGUUUCCGCAUCGCCUGGACCGCGGAGGACGGCGUCUUCGAUCGGUUCGUGAUCAAAGUUAGGGACGCCAAAAAGCUUGCUCACCCGCAAGAGUUUAAUGUCGCUGGUGACGAGAGGACCAAGGUCAUGACUGAUCUUAUGGGGGGCACUGAGUAUGAGAUUGAACUGUUCGGCGUCACUCUGGAACACCGGUCCCAGCCUUUAACCGCUGUUGCCAGAACAGGCCUAGGGGCGCCACGGGGUAUUAGCUUCUCUGAUAUCACCAGCACGUCCUCCAUGGUCCACUGGACUGUUCCCCGCGCCAAUGUGGACUCAUACCGGGUGACGUUUGUGCCUCUUCAGGGAGGCAAUCCAGAUACAGUGAUGAUUGAUGGGACUCAGUCAGAGACUAUGCUUCCCAACCUGGUUCCCGGGGAGACUUACCAAGUGACUGUGGUAGCCGUCAAGGGCCUGGAGGAGAGUGAGCCCAUCACUGACACACUGACUACAGCUCUGGAUAUGCCACGCAGUCUGACCGCGGUCAACAUCACCGACACUGAGGCUUUGUUGCUAUGGCAGCCUGCCAUUGCCACGGUGGACGGCUAUGUCAUCACCUACAGCGCAGAUACAGUAUCUCCGGUAAUGGAGCGAGUGUCUGGGAACAUCAUAGAGUUCGAGAUGACCUCCCUGAACCCUGACACUCAGUACACCGUCAGCGUCUACGCCACCAAAGACGAGCUGAAGAGUCAGGCAGCCACCACAGAAUUCAGCACCGAGCUCGAUGCUCCGCGGGAUUUGGUGGCCAGUAACGUCCUGACAGACAGCGCCACGCUCACCUGGGUCCCCCCUCGCGCCGCCAUCAGCGGCUACAUCCUGACCUUCGAGGCGUCUGACGGCACAGUCAGGGAAGUAGUCCUCGAUGCCUCUGAGACCUCCUACAGUGCGACUGACUUGAGCAGCUCCACAGAGUACGCCGUCCGGCUGCAGGCCGUCGCUGGCGCCAAGAGGAGCCGACACGUCACCACCGUGUUCACCACAGUUGGAAUCCUUUACAAAUAUCCCAAGGACUGCUCGCAGACACUUCUGAAUGGGGAGAGUGAAUCGGGCCUGUACACCAUCUUUGUGGGAGGAAACGAGAACCAGCCCAUGCAGGUGUACUGUGACAUGGCCACUGACGGAGGUGGAUGGGUGGUAUUCGUCAGACGUCAGAGUGGGAAAACAGAAUUCUUCAGGAACUGGAGGAACUACACCAACGGCUUUGGUGACAUGAUGGAUGAAUUCUGGCUCGGCCUUUCCAACCUGCACAAGCUCACCUCAUCUGCCCCGUAUGAGCUGCGGGUGGACCUGCGAGACGGCUCCGAGUCCGUGUACGCUUACUACGACAAGAUCUCCAUCGGCGAGCCACGCGGCCGCUACAAGAUCCAGAUCGGUUCUUACAGUGGCACAGCUGGUGACUCUAUGACCUACCACCAGAACAGACCCUUCUCCACGUACGACAAUGACAAUGACGUCGCCGUCACCAACUGCGCCCUUUCGUACAAGGGUGCCUUCUGGUACAAGAACUGCCACCGGGUCAACCUCAUGGGCAGAUAUGGAGACAACAGCCACAGCAAGGGCAUUAACUGGUUCCACUGGAAAGGCCACGAGCACUCUGUCCCCUUUGCCGAGAUGAAGAUCAGACCAGUCAACUUUGGCAACUUGGAAAGCCGGAGGAAAAGAUCGUAAAACACACUUUGUCAAAAACAAAUCCCCUCUUCCUCAACCCCCCCAGCCGGUAGCCAGCUCAGCCUAACUGGCCAAGUACCAGCCAUGAAGGCCCUAAUUCCACAUCAAACAAUGGCCUUAGUCACUGUGGUCUAGUCCCGACACAACCUACAGCACCCUCUAUGGCAGUGACUGGACAAAAUGGGGGCUAGUUUUUUAUACUGAAGAUGUUGUCAUUGUGCACACAACGGGUGGAGGGUGAACUAUAGAGCUGAGACUGGGAUGGCACUACCCUUUCUGAAUAUUUGGGUUUUAUCCUGUCUCAUCCCUCUCCGAUUUAAAAAAAAAUGUUUGUUUCCGUAAAGAGUUAUUUCCCACUGAAUCGAUGCUGGUGCUUUUCGACUUAUUUCUUGAGAGACCUGUUGAUAUUGUUGGUCAGAUAGUUUUAUCGAGAGAUUUCCCAUAGAAUCCUAUUGAGUUUCUGGUUUGUUGUAUGUGUAUUUGUUUGUGAGUUUAUAUUUUCUUUGAAAAGGUGGUUAAUUGUUUUGUCUCACAAUUUUGUACUUUUUUCAAGAGCUUUUAAAUAUAUAUAUGAUUGUCGCUGAAUGUGCAGGGCAUAGUGGCUAAAGAUGAGAAGCUCCUUAUGUUGUAGUAUGACCACUAAAUCAGCUAAAUAUUGAAUAGGUGAUUUCAAACAAUCAUCAGACAGAGUAGUCACAGUCUAUAAAUAUCUGUUGUACAGGGAUAGAUUUGUGAUGAGUGAUGUAUUUUUGUUUGUAAUUUGAUAUUUUUAAGUCUUUUAGAUGAUAUAAUAGACCCUCCUUAACAAAGUGCCCUGAACUGAAUAACAGAUGAAGCACUUCCAUCAUGUUGCAAUGACAGAACACCAAAAUGACUAUAGCAGUGGGAGACACCGCUGAUUUUCAAAAAGCCUGUAAAAUGUUUGCUUUUGUUUUCUGUAAAAUGGAUAGAGAAAGAUCUGUAUCCCUUAUUACAAUAAAAUACUUUCUUAAAAA